AUCUCAACCAAAUAUUAUGUUGACGCCUGAUGCAAGGAUACCCAAGGUAAAAUGCACCUGAGGUCAUUCGCCUAAGGGUUUACAUCAAGAUGUAAGCGAAAUUCACUUGAACGGAACCGUCCAAACUGAGUGAAUCCGCCAAUUGACAAGAGAAACUACUCAAAAUGGAGGCCGAGUGGGCCUUCGAUGACACGUUGUCGCCCGCCUUCGACCGCCUGCCCUCUGUGCCGAACUCCUCGAUGGAUGUGGAGGCUGACAAUGAGGUGGCCUUGGGCAACUGGUCGGCCAUGGGCAACUUCACCCGCCUCGUGGCCGCCGCCGCUCCCGAAAUAGCCAAUUUUACACUCAACAUGCUGGACUUGGGCGUGGGCCUAGCCACGGAUGUGUCCAACCUGAGCGUGGCCACCACGCCUCUGCCCGCCUAUGCGAUCGCCAACAGCUCCUCGCUGGCGCACACCAACAGCCGGCAUGAAGCGCCGCCAAUGGCGGAACAGGUGCCGGAGCAUGUGAUGGACCACGCUCCCCAGCUUUCACGUUCCGGAUUAAUGAAGGUCUAUGUCCUGGCUGUGAUGGCGCUGUUCUCGCUGCUGGGCAACCUGCUGACCAUUUGGAACAUUUACAAGACCCGCAUCUCGCGGCGGAACUCGCGGCACACCUGGAGCGCCAUCUAUUCACUGAUGUUUCACCUGUCCAUCGCCGAUGUGCUGGUCACUUGGUUCUGCAUAAUCGGCGAGGCCGCCUGGUGCUACACGGUCCAGUGGCUGGCCAACGAGCUCACCUGCAAGCUGGUGAAGCUUUUUCAAAUGUUCAGCCUUUAUCUCAGCACUUACGUCCUGGUUCUAAUUGGCGUGGAUCGAUGGAUAGCGGUCAAGUACCCAAUGAAGUCUCUCAACAUGGCCAAGAGGUGUCACCGGCUGCUCGGUGGCACCUACAUUCUGUCGCUGGUGCUCAGCUUGCCACAGUUCUUUAUCUUUCACGUGGCACGUGGCCCCUUCGUUGAGGAGUUCUACCAGUGCGUAACCCACGGAUUCUACACGGCGGACUGGCAGGAGCAGAUGUACGCGACCUUCACGCUGGUCUUCACCUUUCUGCUGCCACUUUGCAUACUCUUUGGCACCUACAUGUCCACUUUUCGGACCAUUUCCAGCAGCGAGAAGAUGUUCCAGGGAUCAAAGUUGGCCAACUACUCCACGGCCAAGCUGCCCACGCAAACGAACCGCCAGCGGCUGAUACACAAGGCCAAGAUGAAGUCGCUACGCAUCUCGGUGGUGAUCAUCAUAGCGUUCCUCAUCUGCUGGACGCCCUACUACGUCAUGAUGAUUAUGUUCAUGUUCCUCAAUCCCGACAAAAGGCUGGGCGACGAUCUGCAGGAUGCCAUCUUCUUCUUUGGUAUGUCCAACAGCCUGGUCAACCCGCUCAUCUACGGCGCCUUCCACCUGUGUCCUGGCAAGGGCGGCAAAUCCGGCGGCGGUGGCGGCAACAACAACGCCUACAGCCUAAACAGGGGCGAUUCGCAACGCACUCCCUCAAUGCUAACGGCGGUGACGCAGGUGGACGGAACCGGGGGCAGUUCCCGGCAAAUGCGUGCCUUUCGCCAGCAGAGCUACUACCGCAGCUCUAGCAACGGCACCGGCGGAGGCGCAGUAGGAGGCACUGCCUUCAAGGAGCAAGUUGGCCUUCUGCAUGUGGGUCCAGGCACGGGUCCAUCCGGCGGCUCAGUCUCUCUUCCAGGCGGCAGCAGUGGUCCCACGCCGCAGCUGAUGCGUAAGGGCUCCGCCCUUCUGGCCCGGCAUCCCAGCUGCCUGAGAGAGCAGGAGAACCAGCAGCAACAGCGGCUCCUGCUGCAGAACCAGCCCUCAACACUGGUCCUCAGCUACGACAGCCAUCGGGGAGGAGUGGGCGUGGGCGUGGCCCAUGCCGGGCUGUUGGACAACAACGAGCGGGUGUCAAGCGUGUGAGAGCAGCUGGCGAUGGCGGCAACAAUGGAUGCAGCGGCGGAUGCAGCGGACGCAGCGGAUAUGGUGAAGGUGGACACCGAUGCCUGCUCCUGCUGCCAUUGCCUGAGCAGGGAGCUGGUGCGACGGCAGCUAGAACUCCAAGAGCUUCCAGUGCAGUAAGAGGCGACUGCUAGCCAAGAGUGAGAGAUGUGAGGGGGAUCCUGGCCAGCGGGAACCGAGUGAAGGCGUCGAUGAUCUGAUCACCGGGGCGUGCAACUUGUGCUUAGUUAAUGCUAAUCGAGAGUUAAGUCUUCAAACACAAUGGGUGUGCUUAGGCGUAGCGUAGGAUUAGACUUAGAUCGUACAAAAUGGUUGCCCACCAAUGGGGGUAACUCCUGGUCAAAAAGGCCUGAAUUUUAAGGCAAGUAACACUAAAACUGUGUUAUGUUUUUAAUAUACUAAAUAAAUCAGCUAGUUUUUGAUAAUUAAAAUCUGUGUAUUCCUUCAUAACCUUUAACUAAAGUGUUUAAAGUAAAGAUCAAUAUCAAUAAAUGAAUUAAUUCCCAAACUAGUUGAACAAAGUUGCAAAAAGUAAAUUCAAUUUCAAUUAAAUUGUCCAUUUUGCAUUUAUUAACUUGCAAAUUAAGUCAGCAAUACAACAAAUGAGUUCCUCUCAAUUGCUGGGCAACUUUGUAAGGUUAAUUAAAACCAAAUGUCAGUUUAACGUUUUGUUUUAUCUACUCUCCCCUAAGUUACACAAAAUUUAUUGUCCCACUUGAGUGUAUAAACAGCCAAAAACAGGGUAAACAUUAAAUUUGUAAAUAAUAUAAUUUAACUCUUUAUGUGGUUGCCACAAUUUAAACUAAGAGAACGAUUCUUCAGAAAUGUUAAAUGUAUUUUUAAGAAUAUUGGAAUAAAAAAGAAAAUCCUUAGCCUUAGACUUUUACAAUUAAGAAGAAACCAUUUUACAUCUGAGUGUUUCAUUUAAUUUAAGAAACUUGCCCUCAGUAGUUCCAAGAUCUGUCACUCAUCCCCCCAGUCAUAUUCAUACUUUAUAAUUGGGUUUUUUGGAAUUUGAAGUGACCUUUAAUUACUUUUCAUGGAAUUGUAGCUCUUCCGCUGCAUGUAAGUGUCAGUCUCCCAACAUAUUCAAUGAUUUUCCACCCACAACUGGAAUUAUCCCUUGAAACACACAAGUUACAGUGAAACACCACAAUUCAAUUUGGGCAAAAAGUCCCUCGGCAUGAAAGGAUAACGCCGCUGCCAAUUCGAAUUUCGGUGGCCAGUGGACGGUGGAGUCGGGAGCCUACACAUGUAUGCCAUUAGUGGAAGCCCCUGCACAUUAUGGGAAUCCGCCGCAGGGACGUUCAAAUUUCCACAAUGCCGCAUGUUUAUGUUUAUGCUCAUCUAUCCCACAUCCGCAAUUCCACUUCCCGUUUGCAUAUUCAUGCGCCCUCCCUCACUUUGCUGCGUACUUAUGUAUAAAUAAUCUGUGUCAAAUUUGUAUAGUUUAUUUUUU
Messenger RNA from Drosophila kikkawai, 3456 nucleotides. It is a transcript of the gene CrzR, whose product is annotated as corazonin receptor. Gene Ontology annotation, molecular function: corazonin receptor activity. Gene Ontology annotation, biological process: neuropeptide signaling pathway. The record is from RefSeq and is a predicted model, not a curated record. Lineage: Eukaryota; Metazoa; Arthropoda; Insecta; Diptera; Drosophilidae. Gene Ontology annotation, cellular component: plasma membrane.